Vicia villosa (hairy vetch) is the source of this 798-nucleotide messenger RNA. RefSeq lists its product as uncharacterized. The transcript has a single exon. NCBI's taxonomy places the organism in Eukaryota, Viridiplantae, Streptophyta, Magnoliopsida, Fabales, Fabaceae. The record is from RefSeq and is a predicted model, not a curated record. The coding region runs from base 1 to 798 and encodes 265 amino acids.
AUGAAGGGGAAGACGGUGCUCGAGUUUGGAGGAUGGAUUGAUGACUUAUGGGCUUGGGGUGAUUGCGGAAUUAACGUGGAACUGCUGCCAGUUUCCUCUCUAGACGCCUAUCAGCAGCUUUGUAAUCUUAUUGGGUGUGUAGCUCCGGUGGCGGAUAAACCGGACAGUCUGUUUUGGCAGCAUGACCGUGUUCGUGGUUAUAGCGCAAAGGUGGGUUAUGAUUGUCUGGUGGGCAGAACAGAUGAUGUGAGCUUUGAUGAAGAUUAUUCCAGAGCUUUUCGCCUCUUGUGGUCCUCCGAAGUGCCGUUCAACAUAAAGGGUUUUGUUUGGAAAUGUUUCUUAAACAGAUUACCAACCAAAGAUCAGCUAGUUUGCAGAGGAAUUCCGUUAUCCAAUCCGGAUUUAUCUUGUGUUUUCUGUGCAGGGGCGGAGGAAUCGUUACUCCAUAUUCUCUUUGGCUGUCCAGUGUCGAGGCUGGUAUGGAAUAAUAUUGCGCUUUGGACUGGUUUGGAUCCGGUUAUGGAAGAGAAUCCUUGGAAAAACUUCCUUGAGUGGGGCGUUCUUGCGAGUUCAAAGAGAGUCAAAAGAAGAAAGGAAGGGCUGAUUUGGAUGGCAGUGGUUAUGGGGAUUUGGUUGAGGAGAAACGAAAUUGUUUUUAACAAAGGAUCUUGUAAUGUUAAUGAUAUCACUUGGGAGAUUAAAUUGAAGGUUUGGAGAUGGUCGUUUUUUGGCGAAAUUGCUUAUUCCAAGUGUAAUUUCUACGACUUUUGUAAAAAUCCGCUUUUUUACUUAAAGUAG